UCCCUCACUCUCCUCCCCCAACAUCUCCUCCCCCAACAUCUCCUCCCCCUCUCCCGUCAUCGCUACCGUGUCUUUCCAUUACAUCUUCUUCUUUUCCCACUGCUGACCCUCCCUUCCCCCCGUUUUCUUUGUUUCUCACACCCGAGAGAGCUCGUAUCCGCCACUAUGAGGUACGGUGCCCCCCUCUCGCUGCUGGCGGCGCUGGCGACAGCCUCACCUGUCAUGAACGUGGGUACGAUCCAUAACGACGCUGCCCCUGUUUUCUCCUCGACUCAGGCAAAGGAGAUCCCCAACUCGUACAUGGUCGUGUUCAAGAAGCACCUCAAGCACGAGGACGCCAAGAGUCAUCACAACUGGGUGCAGAGCAUCCACACGGCGAGCCAGAACGAGCGCAUGGAGCUCCGGAAGCGCUCGCAGUUCCCUGUCACGACCGACAUAUUCGAGGGUCUUAAGCAUACAUAUAACAUUGUCGGUAGUCUGAUGGGCUACUCUGGCCACUUCGACGACGAGACUAUCGAGCAGAUCCGGAGGCACCCUGAUGUCGAUUAUAUCGAGAAGGACUCUGAGGUCCACACCAUGGAUGGCAAGGAGUCCUAUGAGACAGAGAAGAACGCGCCUUGGGGUCUCGCCCGUAUCUCGCAUCGUGACAGCCUGAGCUUCGGAACGUGGAAUAAGUACCUAUACUCUGCCGAUGGCGGCGAGGGCGUCGAUGUCUAUGUCAUCGACACUGGCACCAACACCAAGCACGUUGACUUCGAGGGUCGCGCCCACUGGGGCAAGACCAUCCCCGCCAACGACGCCGAUGAGGAUGGUAAUGGUCACGGCACCCACUGCUCCGGGACGGUUGCUGGCAAGAAGUACGGUGUCGCCAAGAAGGCCAACGUCUACGCCGUCAAGGUGCUCCGCUCCAAUGGCUCUGGCACCAUGUCGGAUGUCGUCAAGGGUGUCGAAUACGCUGUCCAGGCACACAACGAGGCUGUGGAAGCCGCCAAGAAGGGUAAGAAGAAAGGCUUCAAGGGCAGCGCCGCGAACAUGAGCUUGGGAGGUGGCAAGUCCACCACCCUCGACUUGGCUGUUAAUGCUGCUGUUGACGCUGGUAUUCACUUCGCCGUCGCCGCCGGUAAUGACAACGCCGACUCGUGCAACUACUCCCCCGCUGCUGCUGAGAACGCCGUCACUGUCGGUGCCUCCACCCUUCUUGACGAGCGUGCGUACUUCUCCAACUACGGAAAGUGCAACGACAUCUUUGCCCCAGGUCUUAAUAUCCUCUCCACUUGGAUUGGAUCUGAACACGCAACCAACACUAUCUCCGGCACUUCUAUGGCUUCUCCUCACAUUGCUGGUCUUUUGGCCUACUUGCUCUCUCUUCAACCCGCCAAGGACUCUGCCUACGCAGUCGCCGACAUCACCCCCAAGAAGCUUAAAGCUAAUUUGAUCUCCAUCGCCACCGAGGGCGCCCUAUCUGAUGUCCCCAGCAACACCAAGAACAUCCUCGCCUGGAACGGCGGUGGCUCCUCCAACUACACUGACAUUAUCAGCAGGGGUGGCUACGCUGCCUCCAAGUCCAUCCAGGAGGAAGAGGAUGACGUCAUCACCAUCACCAUCCCCUCCCUCUCCAAGUUUGAGGAGGAGGCUUCGGCUGAGUGGGAGAAGGCCAUCGAAUCAUCUUUCGGCCGCAAGGUCACCAAGAGCGGAUCCCGUCUCCAGGGCAAGAUCGAAAAGCUUGCAGCUGAGAUCGAGGACUUCGUCACCGACGAGAUGGAGGAGCUGAUGCAGGAGGUCAUGGAGCGUGUGGAGUCUGCUCGCGAGUAAAGCACCUCGCAUCACGUAUUUGCAAUCUGCUUGUGCUUGUGCUCUGGCUAUGGUGUGGUACUGGGAGCGUCGAUACCCUGCUAUCUUCGCAUUUGUGCAUAUUGAGGGAAGCUAGUCAUUAUACACAGAUAUUACCGCUUCGUAGCAUGUGUCUUAUCAUCGGUUGAUUGAUCGGCUGACUGGCAUGGCUUGGCUUGGGAUUGGGCGCUGGAUCACAAUUGAGGCAUUUCAUACAUGUAUUUCUUUUCUUUGUGAGGAUUCAUUUCCGUGUGGAAGUCGUAGUGAUCUCUGAAGCAUCUCCCGGAUAAAUAGAAAGGCGGAGAAGCAUUGGUAAAUGAAUCUCUGUUUCUCUCC
This is a messenger RNA of Lindgomyces ingoldianus, 2166 nucleotides long. RefSeq lists its product as uncharacterized. Gene Ontology annotation, biological process: proteolysis. NCBI's taxonomy places the organism in Eukaryota, Fungi, Ascomycota, Dothideomycetes, Pleosporales, Lindgomycetaceae. The record is from RefSeq and is a predicted model, not a curated record. Gene Ontology annotation, molecular function: serine-type endopeptidase activity. The transcript has 2 exons. The coding region runs from base 166 to 1812 and encodes 548 amino acids.